Messenger RNA from Frankliniella occidentalis (western flower thrips), 3120 nucleotides. RefSeq names its product peptide-N(4)-(N-acetyl-beta-glucosaminyl)asparagine amidase (gene Pngl). The record is from RefSeq and is a predicted model, not a curated record. Bases 165 to 2183 code for a protein of 672 amino acids. Lineage: Eukaryota; Metazoa; Arthropoda; Insecta; Thysanoptera; Thripidae. Gene Ontology annotation, molecular function: peptide-N4-(N-acetyl-beta-glucosaminyl)asparagine amidase activity. The transcript is spliced from 9 exons. Gene Ontology annotation, biological process: protein deglycosylation; protein quality control for misfolded or incompletely synthesized proteins; glycoprotein catabolic process. Gene Ontology annotation, cellular component: nucleus; cytoplasm; cytosol.
GUGACACAGCAUCAGCUCGGUGCUGACAGCUCUAGACUUGAAGAAAGAACCAAUUCGAGCUAUUUUUGCUGCUGUGUCUGUUUAAGGUCGCUGUACAGGUUACAUCACAUUCGUCGUCGGAGGAACUGCCAAGUGAAUUCUAGUGGUUCUUUCAGUUAAGAAGAAUGCCACCCGUGAUCUCCACUUCACUGCUGGCUCUAGAAGAGAACCCAAGGGAACUCUACCUAGAAGUGACAUCUGUCUUGCUUCGACUUGCCAACAAUGUGAUUAAAAAUCCAUCUGAUCCCAAAUACAGAAGCAUAAGGCUGGCGAACCCUACUGUGGCCAACAAACUGCUUCCUGCAGUGGGUGCCAUGGAGUGCCUCUUUGAAAUGGGCUUCAAGGAGGCUGAUGACUGCUUAGUACUUCCUGGAAAUUCAAACUUGGAAAAAUUGAAAGCAAUUCAUGAUCAAAUAUUGGCUCGACGAAACAGCGUUUCCACUCAACCUGCUCCUGUAACAUCACCAUCGUCUUCAUCUACUGCCAGCAAAGAUGAUGCCACAUCACAGUCUUCGAAAGCUAGAGCUUCUGUUGUUGAACAACAGCCAAUAGCAACCUCAUCGCAAAACAAGCAGGUGUCCGGCACUGAUGAAAGUGCUCCAAGCACAUCAGGUGGACAGACUGCUGAAGAAAACACUUGGAAAUCAAAACCUCGCCUACCCACAUCGGGAUUCUUAGAAAGAAUAAUUUCUGCCUCAGAUGUUGUUUUAGUGUACAGUACAAAAGAAAAACUUGAAAUCGCCAAAACAUACAUUCCUCUUGUUGAGCUUGAAACAGCUGCUUUAGAACAGCUCCGUAGAAUUCAGAAAAUUGUGAAAAAAGAACAGGGGGAUAAAACUGAGAAUGUCUCUGUGGAACCAAGUAUGCAGGAAUUACUCCUAAUACAGUUAUUAUCUUGGUUUAAAGGAAAAUUUUUCUCUUGGGUGAAUGAUCCUCCUUGCCAUUUUUGUUCUGGGAAAACGAAGUUUAGAAGGACAGAUACCAGAGAUGAUUUGAGAGUGGAGGUGUAUGAGUGUGCUUUGUGUUUCCAAGAAACUGAAUUUCCAAGGCACAUAGAUCCUUUGAAACUGCUGAAGACCAGGAAUGGGCGAUGUGGGGAGUGGGGUAGAUGCUUCACAUUUUUAUGUCUUGCUCUUGGAUGGGACAGCCGCCUUGUCAUUGAUGAGACUGAUCAUGUCUGGACCGAAGUGUUUCUGACUUCUCAAUCACGAUGGGUUCAUUGCGACCCCUGUGAGAAUGCUUUUGAUUCUCCUCUCAUGUAUGAAGUAGGAUGGAAGAAAAAGCUAACUUACAUUCUUGCAUAUUCUCCUGAUGAUGUACAAGAUGUUACUUGGCGUUAUUCUGCUAAUCACAAAGAAGUUCUGAAGCGCAGAAAUAUCUGCAAAGAAUCGGAGCUACUUACCACUAUUAUGCGACAGAGAAAUAUUUUACAGCAGAAUCUCUCCACUGCACGGAAAGACUACCUUCGGAAGCGCACACUCUUUGAACUUGUAGAAUUGUGGAAUGAACCAUCUGAUAAAGAUGGAAACUAUCAGGGUCGUCAGUCGGGAUCUCUGGCAUGGCGAUUAUCCAGGGGAGAAACAUCAGUAGCAUCUGAACAUGAGCCCUACAUUUGGAAACCAACCAAGUCUGAAAUCGAAAAGAAGGAAAUGCAUAUCCAAUUCCUCCCUGGUCUAGACCAGUACAGAAGGGGUCCAAACUCAAAGGAAGGACCUGUAUUGGGCUGGCAAAAUGGAGCAAGUAAUGUAAAUAGCAUAUUCCGCAAAGAGGAAGUUGACUGGAAAAUGGUGUAUUUAGCAAGAAAAGAGGGUUGCCAAAAGGGAUCAAUAACCUGGAGCGUUGACUUAUCAGGGAGUGGAUUAGUGGUUGACAGCAUUAAACUGGCGCUUGCCUCUAAAGUCUUUGAAACUGGUCAAGUUAAUGCCCUGGUUUGUGGAGCUGAUUGUUGUGUUAAAGUACCUACAGAAAAUCCAGACACUUCUAUUUCUACCACAGCUUUGGGUGGUGCUUCGUCUAUAAAGUUGACAGUCGACCUCAGUGGUGGGAAUGGAAAUAUUGCCUGGCAGCAUUCACAGCUUUUCCGCACCGAAGUAGGUAGUUCUGAUGUAGGUCUUAACUUAUUAAUUAAGUUAAAGCCAUCUUAACAAAUUGUUGAGACUAUACUCGUAGAGUAAAAUCUGUCAUAUUUAUUAGGAUGCAGACAUAUUUUACCAGAGUGGUACAAUUAUUUUGUGCUUCAUCAAUAGGGUCUUGUGGACUAAAUCUUUUACCAUUGUGUACGGUGAGACACAUAUUUGCUUUACUUUUAUUCCACUUUUUAAAGUUUUUAAGAAAGAAUAAUUUUUUUUCUUUUUUUAAACGCUGAAUUAGACCGAAUGCACUAGUAGCUGUGCUGUAAAGAGAAGUCAAAUGUGUUUUUCUUACUUCAAUUUGCUAAAAUUAAUUAGUAAGCCUUUGGAAGCUGCAGGUUUGAAUAAGAAUGGAAACUGAACUCAGAUUUGAUCAAGACACCUAGAUUUUAAUGUCAGAGGCUAAUGAAGACAACAAUAUUAAGUCUACAUACCUGUUCCUAUGACUACCCAGUGUUUUAGAUUGAUCUAUUGAUUCUUGUUACCAUACAUUUUAAUACUGGGGGAGCCACAUCACUUUAAAUUUAUCUUGGCCUAUGUGAGAAUUUUUUCUGAACCUAGUGAUAAGAAUACCUGAAGAUAUUUUUCAUGUAUAUCUGUGAUAAAGACUUAUCAUACUCAUCAAAACAAUUGUGGGCCAUGGAGGGAAUGGAUUUGUGGUGAUAUCAAUCAUGUUAAUUUUCACAAGACCAUAAAAUUGUUUUGUUGAUGGUGAGCACUCAUGAGCACUGCAUGAGAAACUGACACCAAUAGACCAUCAAUUUACAUCUGUGACGCUCUGCCUGUGAAUGAAGUAUUUUUUAGCAAUUUAGAAAAGCAAUAACUUUGUAGGUGACAGUCGUUUUUGUGCCAUCCUGAUUGUAUAUUAAUUAAAUCCUAGACGCAUCAACUACUUUUAAGAUUGAUAUUUGAUAUUUAAAGAGAGCAUUAAAACUAACAUUCAAAGCAAUAA